AUGGUUUCAGAUCGGUGGAUUUCAUGGAAUAGCAGAAAUUUCAACUGCCACAUUCUCAAUGUCGACAGAAGCUGUCUUGGCACACCAACUCGUGUUGGUUAUGGAGGCUUAAUACGUAACAGCGCGGGGCUAUUUCUGAAGGGGUUCUCAGGCCUCAUUCACGGCUCAACUUGUAUUCUGCAAGCGGAGCUCACAGCCAUCCUUGAAGGUUACCGAAUGGCAGUGAACAUGGGCAUUGAGGAAUUAGUGUGCUUCUCAGACUCUCAGAUUUCAGUCAAUCUUGUCUCAGGCGAGGUAUCUAAAUUCCAUGCCUAUGCAGUGAUAAUUCAAGAUAUCAAGGAUAUUUUAGCCUCCCACAACUUCAGAAUCUUUCACACUCUUAGAGAAGGAAACCACUGCGCAGACUUCUCAGCCAAACUCGGAGCCACUUCAACUGCACCCUUCUUGGAACACCAGUACCCUCCUCUUGAUCUCAUCAGCAUGCUAAAAAUUGAUGCUUCAGGAACCUGUUUCCUGAGAACUUAA
Medicago truncatula (barrel medic) is the source of this 525-nucleotide messenger RNA. RefSeq lists its product as uncharacterized. Gene Ontology annotation, molecular function: nucleic acid binding; RNA-DNA hybrid ribonuclease activity. Bases 1 to 525 code for a protein of 174 amino acids. Lineage: Eukaryota; Viridiplantae; Streptophyta; Magnoliopsida; Fabales; Fabaceae. The transcript has a single exon. The record is from RefSeq and is a predicted model, not a curated record.